GCGGGCAGCGAAAACAAACGGAACUCGGUGUGAAUUGAUGACUGACAUUAAAACGACGAGCGGAGCCGAGCCGAGCUGAUCCGAGCUGGCGUUUGCUUUUUUGUGACACCGCGUUACAGGCACGCAAACUGAGACGGACCCGGGAAUCAUGGAGAGAAAGAGUGUUCCUGUUAAGUGCAUUCUCAACAAGCCUCAGAUAGUCCGCAGUCUGGGCAGCAGCAUCCACACAGACAUGAAUGCCAGCCACUCCCGGACUGGACGGUCACUGCUGACCAAAGUGCAGCACAGCAGGCACAAGCAUCUCAACAACAACAACAACAGCAGCAGCAGCAGCAACCACCAUCAAAUCAGGGCCAAGCCCGAUUUAAACACAACACUACCAGUUCGACAGACUGCGUCCAUCUUCAAACAGCCAGUGACCAAGGUCACAAAUCACCCAAACAACAAAGUGAAGAUGGACCCACAGAAAGCUGUGGACCAGCCUAAACAGUUGUUCUGGGAGAGGAAGUUGAGUGGAUUAAAUGCAUUUGACAUUGCAGAGGAACUGGUCAAAACUAUGGAUCUUCCCAAAGGUUUACAAGGUGUUGGGCCUGCCAGUUCAGAUAAAACCCUGCUUUCUUCCAUUGCCAGUGCACUACACACCAGCCCUGCACCCGUCACUGGACAGCUCACUGCUGCAGUGGAGAAAAACCCUGGAGUCUGGCUCAACACAGCGCAGCCUCUUUGCAAAGCCUUUGUAGUGACUGAUGAGGACAUCAGGAAGCAGGAGGACCUGGUGCAGAACGUGAGGCGUCGGCUGGAGGAAGCCCUCAUGGCUGACAUGUUGGCUCAUAUAGAGGACAACGCUGCAGGUGCAGCAACCAGCAAAGUAGAAGAGAAGGUCAAGCCUGAGGACAAUGAGAUUUUAUAGCCAAGACCUGAUGUGGCAUCUGCUGGUAAACCUUUUUCAGUUUCAAAUGUUUGGCUCCUGGGGGAUUUUCUGUACACUUCUCAGUGAAGUAAACCCUUAACACAGACAUUUUUCAAAUUUGGUAACCUAAACAAAGACCUUUUUGUUGACUUUUUCUACAUUCGACCAUGUUACCCUGAGCGGGUGCUUUAAGUUUUACUUGUUUUUUAAUGUUUUAUCCUAAUGUAUGACCGAUGUGUUUGGUGCUCAGUGCAGUGCAAGCUAAAUUCAAGGUAAAACACUGUGUGUGUGUGUGUGUGUGUGUGUGUGUGUGUGUGUGUGUGUGUGUGUGUGUGUGUGUGUGUGU
Messenger RNA from Solea senegalensis (Senegalese sole), 1256 nucleotides. It is a transcript of the gene mbd3a, whose product is annotated as methyl-CpG binding domain protein 3a. The coding region runs from base 149 to 910 and encodes 253 amino acids. The transcript is spliced from 7 exons. Lineage: Eukaryota; Metazoa; Chordata; Actinopteri; Pleuronectiformes; Soleidae. The record is from RefSeq and is a predicted model, not a curated record.